ACACUGCUACAGAAAUCGGCGGAAUUUGUGGAUUUUUUUUUUAUUUUAAUUUCUGGAAUGGGAAGCGAUUGCACGUCAAAAAAGCUCAAGAUGUCGGUUCUACAACAACUUAAACAAGUCACUACAAUUGUGGCUGACACCGGCGACUUUGAAGCCAUCAACAUCUACAAGCCAACUGAUGCCACCACAAAUCCUUCGCUUAUUCUGUCGGCGUCGUCCAUGGAGCGGUACCAGCCCUUGGUACAGAAGGCCGUGGAGUAUGCAAAAAGCCAAAAAGGGUCUUUGAAUGAUCAAGUUGCCGAGGCAAUGGACUAUUUGUGCGUGCUGUUCGGAACCGAGAUUCUGAAAGUUGUUCCUGGACGUGUGUCCACCGAAAUCGACGCCCGACUAUCAUUCGACACGAAGAACAGUGUGGCGAAGGCAUUGAAGCUGAUUAAGCUGUACAAAUCCCUUGGCAUCGAAAAGGAACGCAUCCUAAUCAAAUUGGCAUCCACCUGGGAGGGAAUCAAGGCGGCAGAGAUUUUGGAGAACGAGCACGGUGUGCACUGCAACCUUACCCUUCUCUUCUCCUUUGCGCAGGCAGUGGCAUGCGCAGAGGCUGGCGUCACCCUAAUCUCCCCCUUUGUGGGCAGGAUUCUGGAUUGGUAUGUGGCCAACACCGAAAACAAGAAAUUCGAGCCUCUCAAGGACCCUGGUGUGAUUUCGGUAACGAAAAUCUACAACUACUAUAAAAAGUACGACUACAAAACCCUAGUUAUGGGUGCCUCAUUCCGGAAUGUGGGCGAAAUCAAAGCGUUGGCUGGAUGUGAUUUGCUGACUAUUAGCCCGUCGCUGCUGAAGGAACUGGAGAACGACAUCGAUUCGGUGACAACAUAUUUGUCGGUGGACAAUGCAAAGGUGCAGGACAUCGAAAAGAUUUCCGUGGACGAAAGCAAAUUCCGUUGGCUGCUAAAUGAAGAUGCGAUGGCAACUGAUAAACUUUCCGAGGGCAUUCGAAAGUUCGCAGUGGACACUGUGAAGCUGGAGAAUUUGAUCAAAAGUUAUUUUAAGUAAGCCCUGGUAAUAGUUUCAAACAACAUUGUAAUGGGUGGAGGAUGAAAUAUGUUAAAAAAACAUAUAUUUUUCUA
Molecule: messenger RNA, 1127 nt
Organism: Drosophila subobscura
Lineage: Eukaryota; Metazoa; Arthropoda; Insecta; Diptera; Drosophilidae
Gene: Taldo
Product: probable transaldolase
Exons: 3
Coding region: 58-1053 (331 amino acids)
Biological process (GO): carbohydrate metabolic process; pentose-phosphate shunt, non-oxidative branch; pentose-phosphate shunt
Cellular component (GO): intracellular anatomical structure; cytoplasm
Molecular function (GO): transaldolase activity
Source: RefSeq, a predicted model, not a curated record